AUGUUUUCAUUAAGAAAAAUAAUCCCUUAAUAAAGAUUAUUUAAAAAUAUUUUAGGAUAUAAUAUAUUUAAUUUAAAUUCUUAAUAAUCCUAGAAUUAAAUAUAAAGUGUAGAAGGUAAUAAACCUCCACAAGUUGAAGAUAGCAUAUAAGGAAAAUAUGCAGGAGUAUUGUUUUAAAGUGCAAGCUCUUAAAGCGUAUUACAUUUGGUAGCUGAUGACAUGAAAUACUUUUAAGAAUUAAACUAAGAAAGUGAAGUUUUUAGAUAAUUUUUAAGCAAUGUUUCAUUAAAAAGAACUGAACAAAGAUAAAUUUUGGAAGCUUUAGGAAAAGAUAGUUUUUCAGAAGUAACAAAUAAUUUAUUAGAAACUUUAGUUGAAAAUAAAAGACUUGAUUAAUUACCCAAAGUUGCUGAAAAAUAUAUAGAAUAUUACAGAAUUUUAAAUAAAUAAGAAUCUAUAACCAUUAUAAGCGCAAAAGAACUUAAUUAAGAAGAAAAAGAUAAAGUCGAAGAUGGUUUAAAAAGAGGAAAUUAAGGAGUUUAAUUUACAGUUACUUAUUAAGUUGAUUCUUCUAUUUUAGGUGGUUUAUAAAUGUAUUCAGGAAAAAAUUUCUUAGAUUGUUCUUUACUUUCAAGAAUAAAUAAACUAAAAAGUGAAAUAAUAAAAAUUUCAUUUUGA
This is a messenger RNA of Ichthyophthirius multifiliis, 678 nucleotides long. RefSeq names its product ATP synthase delta subunit precursor, putative. Gene Ontology annotation, biological process: proton motive force-driven mitochondrial ATP synthesis. The record is from RefSeq and is a predicted model, not a curated record. NCBI's taxonomy places the organism in Eukaryota, Ciliophora, Oligohymenophorea, Hymenostomatida. The transcript is spliced from 2 exons. Gene Ontology annotation, molecular function: proton-transporting ATP synthase activity, rotational mechanism.